This is a messenger RNA of Cynoglossus semilaevis (tongue sole), 866 nucleotides long. RefSeq names its product NADH:ubiquinone oxidoreductase core subunit S7 (gene ndufs7). The transcript has 8 exons. Gene Ontology annotation, biological process: mitochondrial respiratory chain complex I assembly; electron transport coupled proton transport; aerobic respiration. Lineage: Eukaryota; Metazoa; Chordata; Actinopteri; Pleuronectiformes; Cynoglossidae. Gene Ontology annotation, molecular function: quinone binding; NADH dehydrogenase (ubiquinone) activity; 4 iron, 4 sulfur cluster binding. The coding region runs from base 45 to 743 and encodes 232 amino acids. Gene Ontology annotation, cellular component: respiratory chain complex I. The record is from RefSeq and is a predicted model, not a curated record.
AGAGGACGACACAGCAAGGACUGUAAUUACGAAGAAGAAGACGCAUGCCCGGAACCCGGAAACAGUUUGACGUCACCAUAUUCCCAAAGAUGGCGGCGUUGGUCGCCCCUCGCCUGGCCAUGCUUGGCUCCUUUUCAUCAAGACCUAUUUCAGUAUUUGCUCUUCAACAGAGGAGUCUGUUCAACAAUGCUAAAAGUGAAAACAAGUGCACAAGUGUGGUUCCAGUGAGAGAGAAGAGCUUGUCAACGGCAGUAGGUGCAACAUCACUCGCAAGCAAGGGGGAGUAUGUUAUCACCAAGAUUGAUGAUCUGGUCAACUGGGCUCGCAGGAGCUCUCUGUGGCCUAUGACCUUUGGGCUGGCUUGCUGUGCCGUAGAGAUGAUGCAUAUGGCGGCACCCCGUUAUGACAUGGAUCGCUUCGGAGUGGUAUUUAGAGCGAGUCCCCGGCAGACUGAUGUCAUGAUUGUGGCGGGGACGCUGACCAAUAAGAUGGCCCCAGCUCUAAGAAAGGUGUAUGACCAGAUGCCUGAGCCCAGAUACGUCAUUUCCAUGGGAAGCUGUGCUAAUGGAGGAGGCUACUACCACUACUCCUACUCUGUGGUCAGGGGCUGUGACAGAAUCGUACCAGUGGACAUCUAUGUUCCAGGUUGCCCCCCCACUGCAGAGGCUCUUCUCUACGGAACCUUACAGCUGCAGAGGAAAAUCAAACGUGAGAGGAAAAUUCUGCUCUGGUAUCGGAAGUAGCUGUUUCAUGUGUACUCUUGUGUCUUCUGUAUAAAUGUAGUAUUCCAGAUUUAAUUCGGCGUCCUGCUUCUCUUUUACGUAAAUCUGCCGAACUGAUGAAAAUAAAAUUUCUGUUCUAAUUUA